This is a messenger RNA of Setaria italica (foxtail millet), 2603 nucleotides long. RefSeq lists its product as uncharacterized. Gene Ontology annotation, molecular function: DNA binding. Gene Ontology annotation, biological process: regulation of DNA-templated transcription. Lineage: Eukaryota; Viridiplantae; Streptophyta; Magnoliopsida; Poales; Poaceae. The transcript has 3 exons. The record is from RefSeq and is a predicted model, not a curated record. The coding region runs from base 50 to 2266 and encodes 738 amino acids.
UGACCCGGCAGACGACACGCCGUCCGCACGCCACCAACCAUCCGGCGAGAUGGAAACCCCGCCGCCGCGGCGGUGGCCGCCGGGCUUCCGCUUCAGCCCCACCGACGAGGAGCUCGUCCUCUACUUCCUCAAGCGCCGGAUCGUCUCUGCCCGGCCCUCACCCUACGUCGCCGACGUCGACGUCUACAAGUCCCACCCCUCCCACCUCCCAGGUACGCACCCUCCUCCCCCAACCCCCCCAAUCGAUCGCAUCGCUUGUUGCAACCCCUCCGGCAGUCUCUUGACCUGUACGCACCGGUGCUGCACUGAAGAGAGGUCGGCGCUGCAGACGGGGGACAGGCAGUGGUUCUUCUUCAGCCGGACGGACCGCAAGUACCCCAACGGCUCGCGCGCCAGCCGCACCACGGGCGACGGCUACUGGAAGGCCACGGGGAAGGAUCGCUUCAUCUGCGGGGGCGGCCGGGCGGUGGGGAACAAGAAGACGCUCGUGUACCACCACGGCCGGGCCCCGCGCGGGGAGCGCACGGACUGGGUCAUGCACGAGUACACCCUGCUCGCCGACGCGCUCCCGCCGGCCGCGCAGGGGAGGGAGUCCUACGCGCUGUACAAGCUUUUCCAGAAGAGCGGGGCCGGGCCCAAGAACGGCGAGCAGUACGGCGCGCCCUUUCGGGAGGAGGAUUGGUUGGAUGACGAUGAGGAGGGAGUGACUGCAGAUGCUUCCGCUAAUUCUGUUCCUAUUUGCCCUGCUACAGUGGAGGAGCAUGCAAUUGCUGACCGUGAACUUCCGAUUGAGGAUCUUCACGAGCUCCUGUCACAAAUUGGAAAUGAUCAGGAGGAGUUUGGUGAAGCACCGCUAGAUUUCUCAACACCUGCUACUUCCCACGGUCAAGGUCAGGGUUGGCCCAGUGGUGGGGGUGACAAGGCUGAGGUUGUGGAUGCUUCCGUUAGUGAUGGUGCUGUGGUAGUGGCAGAGAAUACGUGCAUUGAUCUCCCUCUUGGGGAUAUUGAGCAGCUUCUGAUGCAGAUAUCUGAUGAUCAGCAAAAUGCCGAAUUUUUCUCAGAUUUCACACCAUCAGUUCCACAACUGCAGCUUCAGUGUGACAAUCAUCAGGUUUGGCUUGAUGCCCACAGGGGGCAGGAAGUUUGUGCUGCAGAUCCUACCGCCAGCGGUGGUGCCGUGGUAGCAGCAGAAUGUACUGACACAGAUCUUGAAGGUCUUCUGCUGCAAAUAGCCAGUGACCAGGACAUGGUUGAACCUCUAUCAGAUCUGUCCCCACCAAUUCCACAUCAUAACUUCAAUCAGGUCGGCAUUGGGGAUUUCCAUGAAUCUCACGGUGCUCCGGUUGGUAAUCUUUCUUGUACAGUUCAAGAAAGUACAUUUGUUCCACAAACUGAGCUGAGAAGUCAAUUUCCACAGUCUAACCUAACCAAUGUGCCAUUUAGCGGAGAAACAAAUUCUUCUGAAGGGACAAGUGUGCCACAUUCUGUGUCAGGUUUGAUCAGUUACAAUAGUCAGGAUGCUGAUGAUGAGUUCCUUGAAAUCAAUGAUUUCUUUGAUCUGGAGGAUGUAGAACAGAGUGCAAAUUGUACAGCAACGGAGCACUUGAUAUCUGCAACAAAUGGGAUGUUUGACAACUUGGAAUACUCUGAUGCUCCUACGUUUCUACCUGGUCCAUUUGACACAGCUGGAGAAGUAGCUGAAAAUCAAUUUUUUGAUUUUGGUAGCAGUGGAAUUCAGAACCAGGGAUUUCAUUAUACAACUCAAGUAAGGACACAAAAUCAGGCCGCUCUUAAUGUGCGGAGCCAUAUGAAGGAUAACCAUGUUGUCUUAUCCUCACAUACAUCAGGCACUUUGAAUCUUCAUGCGGCAAAUGAGCCACCAAGCAGGAGCUCAACUGCUUCACAAUCAUGGUUCAAUGCUGCUCUAUCAACCUUGUUGGACUCUGUACCUAGCAGUCCAGCAUUGGCUGCUGAAAUCGAAAACACUGUUAUCAACAGAACACUUCAGCGCAUCUCUAGCUUCAGAUCACAUCAAGCUUCAGGUGAAGAAAACACUGUUAUCAACAGAACACUUCAGCGCAUCUCUAGCUUCAGGUCUCAGCAAGCCGUACGUGAAGAACCGAGCACCCGAAGGAUUCAGGUUACCAGAGGUGGCAGACUGACGUUCAUCUCUCUACUGGUUAUACUAGCUGCCGUAAUGUGGACCUUUACUGCUGGGUCUGCACUCAAUUUUUGCAAGGGGUUAUGGAAAUCAUCUUCUAGGUGACAAGAUCAACGGCGAUCUUUUUCCUGUUAUUCUGGUGAUCGGGUCCUCUAUGAAUUGUUGUUUGAAUAUCCCUUUCCUUUCAAAAGGUAAAAGAUGUAGAAGCAUUUUGAGGGCAGAUCAACGGUUACAGGUGUUAGUAGCUUAUGCGAUAGAACAAGGAAAAAGAAAGAUAAUGCGAAAAGAAAAGGUUUUCUAAUGGUAAUAUAUGUAGCUGCUGAGUUAUUGGCGUCCUGUAUUUUGACGGAAAUAUAUACUGAAUGUAAGUAAACCAUUAAUAUAACUGCAGUUUCUGUGCAUAGGAUCAUGACAUUUUUGGGGGAAAAAAGAUUUCAAUGUA